This is a messenger RNA of Soboliphyme baturini, 2115 nucleotides long. The record is from the annotation of a GenBank genome assembly. NCBI's taxonomy places the organism in Eukaryota, Metazoa, Nematoda, Enoplea, Dioctophymatida, Soboliphymatidae.
AUGGUCCUGCUGUCAAACGUUUCUGACAGUUCGAUCGUCGAGAAUCUGCGCAAGCGAUAUUAUAACGACUCCAUAUUUACGUACAUUGGGCCAGUAUUGAUAUCGGUCAAUCCUUUCAAGCAGAUGAACUACUUUACAGACCGUGAGAUCGAAUUAUAUCAGGGAGCUAAUGCCUACGAAAACCCUCCUCACAUCUACGCCUUGGCCGACGACAUGUUCCGCAACAUGCUGGUCGACCAAGAGAAUCAUAGCGUGAUCAUCACGGGCGAAAGCGGUUCAGGAAAGACAGUAUGUGCCAAGUACAUUAUGGGUUAUUUGGCAAAAGUUUCCGGUGGCCGGGAGCAGGUUCAACACAUCAAGGACAUAAUCAUCGAAAGCAACCCGUUGCUGGAGGCAUUCGGCAAUGCGAAGACGGUGCGAAACAACAAUUCGAGCCGUUUCGGCAAGUACGUGGAGAUAUUUUUCAACCGGAGCAGCGAACCCGUAGGAGGACAGAUUUCGAAUUUUCUUCUAGAAAAGUCUCGCGUCGUGGCGCAGAAUGCCGAUGAACGAAACUUUCAUAUCUUUUACCAGAUAUGCGCCGGAAUCGACUCUGAGAAACGAAGGUACCUUGGUAUCACGGAUCCGGGUUACUAUUACUAUCUUAAUCAGAGCGAUGUUUCUGAAGUUACGAAUAUCGAUGACGCAGAAGAUUUCAAGUGCACGAUGAAAGCUAUGGCAGUGGUUGGCUUAUCUGAACAGGUGCGGAUGGAGAUUCUGAAACUGGUUGCCGCCGUUCUUCACAUCGGUAACAUCAGCUUCGUUGAGAAGGACAACUAUGCAGACGUCGCUAAUGCCGAAUUUCUCGAAUACCCGGCGUUUCUGCUGGACAUCGAUGCUGGACAAAUCCGACAGAAGCUGACCAGCCGCCGGCUCGAGUCUAAAUGGGGUAAGACCAGCGAUGUCAUCGACGUCAAGCUGAAUGUUGAACAGGCGAAUUACACGCGCGACGCAUUGGCGAAGGCGCUCUACGCGAGGUUGUUUGAUUUCCUUGUUGCCUCUGUUAAUAAGGCGAUGCAAAAAAAGCAGGCCGGUGCAUUGACGAUCGGCGUGCUUGACAUUUACGGCUUCGAAAUAUUUAAUGUGAACGGCUUCGAGCAGUUCUGCAUCAACUACGUCAACGAGAAACUGCAGCAAUUGUUCAUCGAACUGACUCUAAAAGCAGAACAAGAAGAAUAUAUGCAAGAAGGCAUUCAGUGGACCCCGAUAGACUAUUUUAAUAAUAAGGUCGUGUGCGAACUGAUCGAAGGUAGAAAUCCACCUGGGAUAUUCGGCAUCUUAGAUGAUACUUGUUUCCAAAUGCACGGACAGAGUGAAGGAACGGACUUAGCGUUCCUCAGACAUGUGUCCAGUCAUGACCACUACCAGUCGGCCGCUGACGGUUUCGCUGUGCGCCAUUACGCUGGCGUCGUUUCGUACAGCAUCGACGCUUUUUGUGACAAAAACAGGGAUCCACUGUUCCUGGACCUGGUUGAGUUGAUGCAGAGCAGCAGAAAGUACGUACGCCUGGACGACUUUCUUGAAGCUAUGCGUUGUUUUUUGUUUCGAAUUGUCGACAUGCCUCGUUUUAGCUCGUUUUUCGUUGAUCUCUUCCCAGAAAAUGUGCAUCGCGCGAUUAAGACACGACCAACUACACUUGGCGACAAGAUUAAGGUGCAAGCCAACGAAUUGCUUAGAUCCUUGAUGCAAUGCUAUCCGCAUUACAUUCGGUGCAUUACUCCAAACGACAACAAGAAGGCUUCUGACUGGAACGAAAUGAGGGUGCGACAUCAAGUCGAAUAUCUUGGCCUGAAGGAAAACAUACGCGUUCGAAGAGCCGGGUACGCAUAUCGCCGUUCGUUUGAAAAGUUUCUGCAAAGGUACGGUAUAUUGCUUCACAGAGUAAAGCAGAAUAGGCGCAAGGACGUCCGCGAAUCGAUUAUAGAAAUACUGAACAGUGUAAAUAUCGAUCCAGGACAGUUUCAGUUGGGUCACUCGAAGAUUUUUAUCAGAACUCCCGAAGCGGUAUGUUAUAUGACAUUGUGCAUCGUUAUUUCACUCGUGGUUGGUGUUGUUAAUAAUUUGAGCGAUUCCUAA